AUGGUGGCGAAUGAGGAUGUGCUAGUCCACGCGAUCAAUGAGAUAGGCUCAAGGGUCGGUGUUGAUACCAACUAUCAUCACUUGAAAGCGCUCUACGACAUGAUGAAGAUACCCAUUGAUGGAGGAGUUGUGCACACACAAGCCUGGUUCCUUCGUCGCCUCAUGUCGAUGUACAACGACGUGUGCCGGCGGCCACACUUGCCGCGGGAACCGGCAUUACGCCGGAUCCUCUCAGGGACAGGUGUGGACCUUUCACUUUAUGGUCCUGCUUCCGCUGAGAAUCUGGAGAAAGAGGUUGAGGUUGGUGAAGGUGAAAAAGAAGAGGAAGAAGAGGAGGGAGGUGAAGGUUCAGAGUGCCCAGAAACUGAACAGGAAGAGGAAGACCCAUGCCCCUUAGAAUCAUAG
Molecule: messenger RNA, 405 nt
Organism: Durusdinium trenchii
Lineage: Eukaryota; Dinophyceae; Suessiales; Symbiodiniaceae
Source: the annotation of a GenBank genome assembly